GGCCCACCCAGACGUGAGUCGUGCCCACCCAAUCAAAAUGUCGGUGUUCUGUUAUGCAUAAAAUAUUGAUGGGUUUUGUGAUUGAAUACCUGAGUUUUAUUGCUUUUAUUACGUCUUAUUAGCAUCAUCUAGUGGAUGCCUUAAUUUACUGCAUCUCACGCGCACUUUAUUUGAAAGAAACUGCAACGCGGAAGUGACGUUGUUCAGUAGAGACUCACACGACGAUGGGCGCAGUCAGUUCGCGCCAUCUCUGACCAUUUUGCCUUGAAUUUGAGGUUGCAUCGCCGGUAUGUAUUGUUUAAAUGUGUUUAAAAACGAAAAUAUGUGAACUGUGUGUACUUCAGUGCAAAAAAAAAAAGUGAGACAGAUUCACUUGGCAUGUAACUUGUGAUAUGCUAAUUACCAGUGUUGUUAAUAACGGCGUUAGAAUACAACGGCGUUACUAACGGCGUUGUUUUUUCAGUAACGAGUAAUCUAAUUAAUUACUUUUCUCAUCUUGGCAACGCCGUUACCGUUACUGAGGCGGGAAAGGCGUGGGUUACUAUGCGUUACUAAGUUGAUUGAACAAUAAAAGUAUGAGAGAAACGGACUCACGGAGACGAGAGAGCACAGCAGGAGUGGGGAAGACGCCGUUGCAACCGCGAUGCUACCUGACUGUAGCCAUAGCCGACAAACUACGCCCACAUGACACGGUAGAUAUCACAUUAUAGAACUAGAUGCAAAUGGUAGACACAGCUGCAUUGGCAACAUGUUUUAAAGACUACAUGCGUUAGUAAACAGCCGCCAUCUUAAAGCAGUAAACCUCUCAGGAAGGCUCUAAUGUAGAGAUCCUUCCUAGCGCACCUAAGUAACUUUUUUUUUUUUUUUUUUUUUAAAUCUAAAAUGCUUCUAAAUCGGCAAAAUCUUAACUUAAAUCUAUCUUUAAAUGAUGAAACGGUUUUUAAACUUUUAUGUUUAAAGUAGACAGAAGGGAACUAAUGCAAUAACGGGAGCAAUUUUAACAACUUUAACGGUUGAUUCACAACUUUAAAUGACUUCCACACAUGGCAAAGGUUACUAUCUAGUUAUCGCAAUACCCUUGUGUCUAGUUAAGUGGAGGGUAAAGAAUUGGGCUAGGGCCAAUUGUCCCCCAAACCCAUUAAAAUUCACAUUGCGUGAUAUGUUUUUUUUUCUCAAUAAAAAAAAAAAUAAAAAAAUAUAUCACUAGUUACUUUGCCAAGUAACUAAUUACUCUUACAUUCAGGUAACUGAGUUACUAACGCAAUUACUUUUUGGGAGAAGUAAUUUGUAACUGUAAUUAAUUACUUUUUUAAAGUAAAAUUAACAACACUGCUAAUUACCCACGAGUUAGAGGGUCGGCAAAAUGGCGUCUUGGGCGCUCUGCCAAUGGUUUAUUCAUAUUUUCAUAUGCAGUUUGCUACAGAUAGGGCAGUACAUAUGCGAUUUAAUAUACUGUGCAUAUUUUGAUUGUGUUGUUUUGUCUGUUUUCUUUAGUUUCACCCUUUUGAGUGUUAAUAAACCUGCUUAGACAAAGCCACGUCUGCAGAGUCGUUGAUACGAGAAAGGUGUUCAUAGCCACGACUAUCGUGACGGCACAGUCGGGAAUAUCUAUUGUAGCGUCGCACUGGAUAUAGAGAACGCACGGAGAGGUGGUGUCACCUACUUUUUUAUUGCAGGAUUAACGGUUACUGUUGGCCGCACCCAGGCCGAACAAGCAAUCACCAAAACAAGCUGUUUUUCCAACCUCAUUUGUUAUCCACGGGCUUCCGCUCUCUCCUCCAGACACAUUCUCGCAGUCGGACAUCCGGGCAUUUUUGACGUCACCAGCCACAACAAAGCGUCGCCAUAUUGAAAUGGGGGCAAAACACGAGUCACAAGCAGUUGCUCUGUCGUGCAUUGUAGUACAAACACGUUGAACUUUUGUCUUAUUUGCGGUCUUUUUUUCCGUCGGAAUGACUAAAAGUUGCCGUGUUGCGGGUUGUAACACAAGGAAGACUUCGGAGCCGCAUUUGAAGUUCUUCAUUCUUCCUCGUGAGAAGAAAAGGACUAGCAAAUGGCUGAAAGCAAUCAAUCGAGGAACAGUAAAAGAAGACGGUUCCGUGGACCAUUCUCGCCAGUGGGAACCUAAAUCCAGGCACAUUUACGUUUGCAGCCGACAUUUUAUUACUGCCCAUGGGAUCAGAGCCGAUGGAGAUGCGAAAGAGGCAGAUGUCGGUGCAGCAGGAAUCGGCAGCGGGGGGGACUGCACCGGCCCACCAGGGCCAGCUGGGCCAGGCCAACCAGCGGGGAUCCAACGCCUGUUGCUUCUGCUGGUGCUGCUGUUGUAGCUGUUCCUGGAACGAAGACGGAGACGAAAGGAAUCGGAAGGCAUCGUACGACGUCAAGGAAGGGACCUCCGACUGUGAAGACUGCCCCAAACCCACGUUGGAGGAGGUGCGCUCGUGGGGCCAAUCCUUCGACAAGCUUAUGAGCUGCCCGGCUGGACGCAAUUCCUUCCGCCAGUUCCUGCGCACCGAAUUCAGCGAGGAGAACAUGCUCUUCUGGCUCGCCUGCCAGGAAUUCGCCAAGGAGAGCAACAAGGGCUCCGUGGAGGAAAAGGCCCGCGUCAUCUACGAGGACUACAUCUCCAUCCUCUCGCCAAAAGAGGUGAGUCUGGACUCCAGGGUGCGGGAGUCCAUCAACCGGAACAUGCAGGAGCCUACGUCACACACGUUUGACGACGCCCAGCUGCAGAUUUACACUUUAAUGCAAAGAGACUCGUACCCACGCUACAUGAACUCUCCUGCCUACAAAAACCUGCUCAACGCUCUGUCCGAGCAGUCGCCCGAAUCUUAAACAAAAAAGAAAAUCAAGACCUGUGAUCCACUUCGACUUUUUUUUUCUUUUUUAAUUUUCUCCAACUCUGUUGUGUCCAGUGCAGAAUUGAUGCCGACCAAGCGGGCACCCGCAAAAACUCUGGGAAUUCUCAGCAGCACUCAGGUCUCAGCAUCUCGCGAGGGCUCCACAUCAAAAGUAAUGCUAACACUCCAACAUAGCAACACAACACUCCAAAGGAACUUCUCAUACUUUUACUCCUUGCUGUUUUCAUGAAAAAAAAAAAAAUCUAUUUUAGUUGACAUUUUUAAAAAAUGGUUUUCUCAUGGGACAGGGAGGGGUAAAUGAUUCCUACUUUAGACGACAUAUAUAUAUAUAUUUAUGAGUUUGUAAAUAGUAGAAAUGGAAUUGUGGGUAUUUGACGUGGAGAUAUUUAACUGCGUGACGAGAAUCAAAGUUCAAAGGCAAAGGGGACACGCCAGCUGGACUUUGCAGGCAGCUUUGUGGGGGGUGUGCAGCAGCCUUUGACCUUGGUUUCAUCUUGUGUUUUUUUAUUUGUAUUUUUUCAAAGAACCUAAACUCUUGGGUACGUGUGACUUGGCAACUCCUUUUGUUAAGACUUUUUUUUUAUCUUUGUAACCUCUUUUAACAUAUUCAAAAUAUAUUCCGUUUGGUUGUUGGGAACAAAUCACAUUUAUUGCACUAUUAUUAUUAUUGCUGAAACAUCUCAGACAAGUCCCAAGUCCAGCCAGACCCAACGCUGUCACCAGAGGGCAGUGUAUCCACCAUCAUUAAACAAAAUACUGGACUUUUUGGAUAGUUACCGUAUUGGCCCGAAUAUAAGACGACGGUGUUUAUUGCAUUUGAUUUGAAUGAGGCAAAAUAACAUGCUUUUUCUCUCAAAUAUAUUGUUAUAAUCAUUUUUUUUCGGAUGUACUGUAAUUAUUUUCUGUAUGAAAAUUAAUUUGGUGUUCAAAAAGUCUUUUUUCCAACUUGAGUCUUGAAAAAGAGGGAGUCGUCUUAUAAUCAGGGCCGUCUUAUGUUCGGGCCAAUACGGUAUUUUGGGGUACUUAAAGGGUUAAUUCCGAUUUACACGGAAAUUCGGUUUAAGAACCGAAUCACAACCCCCCACCCCCAAAUCGCAAUGAUAGGGUUUUUCCAAUAUCGUCAGGCCUACUUAUACAAUUUGAGAUGUUUUUAAAUGUCUUUGGGUUGAGGUUAGGAACUGUGUUAGGGAUAGGACACUUAAUGACAUCUGUCAUAAGCAAUAAUUAAGGUUCAUGACAGUGUCUUCUCAUAAUUAUGACGUCUUAUGACACCGAGUUCAAAUAAAGCAAGGGCAUAGGUUUUGUCUCAACAUUGGUAGGGACGAUAUACAACCCUAAGCAAAAAGCAUGGAAGCACCAGUCUCGCACGAGCACUCACUCAGACAUUUUAUCGUGUAGAACAAACUCAGUUAAAAAGCUUGAAAAAAAAUAAUGAAUUAGUUCAAAAGUGCAACUCUUUAGCAUUCAGAAACACUUGUCCAAUGCAGAUUCUUGACUCUUGACACGGUGAUGAUGCUGGAACUUUUGUUUGGUGCUGUUCCAGUGAGAUUUACAAAGAUGACUGCCUGAAGAAAUCAUCAAAAUUCCCCAAGUCCUUGAUCAUAUGUCAUUUUUUGACUUUGUAUGUCAGGCAAAGCCACUGGUGGGAUGGCUGUGAUUAAAUCUUCAAUGCACAAGCUUACAUUGAAAUUUUACACAGCUUUCUUAUCCCUUCAAUUGAAAAUGUCAUUUUCCAAGAUGACAAUGCAUCAUGCCACAGAGCUAAAACUGUUAAAGCAUUCCUUGGAGAAAGACUCAUCCAGUCAAUGUCAUGGCCUGCAAAUAGCCCAGAUCUCAACCCUAUUGAAAAUAUGUGGUGGAAAUUGG
This is a messenger RNA of Corythoichthys intestinalis (scribbled pipefish), 4727 nucleotides long. It is a transcript of the gene rgs20, whose product is annotated as regulator of G protein signaling 20. Lineage: Eukaryota; Metazoa; Chordata; Actinopteri; Syngnathiformes; Syngnathidae. The record is from RefSeq and is a predicted model, not a curated record. The transcript has 5 exons. Bases 2173 to 2835 code for a protein of 220 amino acids.